UCUCGCUUCACUGGACUUCCGCCGGCGCUUCCUGGCCCUUGCUCUGCUUGGGCUGCUGGACCUAGCAUGGUCGACGACGCAGGUGCUGCUAAGGCCCAGGGGGACGAAUGGACGCCCGCCCAGUCCCUAAACAGACUGCUCAGGUCACCACUUCCAGCACCGCGGAUUCGCACCCGGCCGUGGUGGUUCCCUGUGCAGGAACUGAGAGACCCACUGGUGUUUUACCUGGAGGCGUGGCUGGCUGACUCGAUCUUUGGCCCAGACCGAGCGGUAAUUCCAGAAAUGGAGUGGAUGAGCCAAGUCCUGCUUAUGGUAGACAUAGUUAACUCUGGGGACUUAGUUGAAAUCACCAUCUUCGGACGGCCCCGUGUACAAAAUCGGGUGAAGAGCGUGCUCCUGAGCCUGGCAUCCUGGCACCAGAAACUUCGUGCCCGAGACAAGAGCAGGUGGGGAGAGAAGCAGGCUCCCCACUGAGCAAGGAGCCAGAUGCAUGCAGGCGGGAUUCCAUCCAAGGGCUCUGGGAUCAUGACCUGAGCUGAAGGCAGACAUUUAACCACUUGAGCCACCCAGGCAUCCCAUUAUUGACUUUUCUGAUGAAAAAUGUACUUACAUGCUCAAUAUUUAAAAACAAAUAAGGUAAGAUAUAGAGUAUUAAUUACUCAAAAAUUUCACUGCCCAUAUGUUACCUUCAAGUAGCUUUCCAUUACUCCAAAUGUUUUUCUAAUAUUUUAUUUUUUCUAUUAUUUCAGUAAACAUUUUAUUGAUGCAUAGCAUUCAUACAAAAACACACACAUUCAAAGUGUGAAAAGAUCCAUCAAAUGAAAUAAAGGGAACACAUUCAUUUAGCUAGCACCCAGAGAAGAAACUACCAGUACUCCAGAAGCCUCCAUUUGUACCCUCCCCAAGGAUAACUAUUAUUUUGAUUAAAUAUAAAUGGAAUUAUUGUAAGAUUAUCUAUGCUAUAAGUAUUGUUUGAGUAAACCAUAAUUUAGUUUUCUAUUCUGUCAGUGUACAUUUUGGUUGUUUCCUUUUUGGGCUUAGAAGGAAAGUGCUACUCUGAAAAUUCUUGUACAUGACUUGGUGCAUGCAUCUAUGCAUUUUUAUUGAGUAUAGAUCUAGGUUUGGAGUUGCUGGAUUAUAGGAUGUGCACAAGUUCAAAUUGCCAAGGUGAUUGAACCAAUUUACAUUCCUUCUAGCAAUGUAUGAGACUUCUAAUUACAUCUUUGUCAACUGUCAAAAUUUUCAUUUUGGAGAAUUUGGGUAUUAGUGCUAUUGCACUCAAUUUUCAAAAAUUUAGUUGCUUAAUUGGUCACAAUUUACAUACUAUAAAAUUGUGAGUGAACAACUCCGUUUUCUUUAGUAAAUUUAUAAGUUGUACCAUUAUCACCACAGAGCAGUUUUUGAACAUUUCCUUCACUCCAGAAAAUUCCCUUGUGCCCAUUUGUAGUCAGUUAUCACUGUCUCUAACCUCAGACAACCAGUCUGCUUUCUGUCUCUGCAAAAUUGCCUUCUUUGAAUGUUUGGUAUAAAUAGAAUAAUAUAAAAUGUAGGCUUUUGAGCCUGGCUUCUCUAGUUGGAAUAUCUCUGAAUUUUGAUUGAAAGAUUUAGUCCACUUCAAUUUAAUGUAACUAUCAAUGUGAUUUGGCUUAUGUCUGCCAUUUUGGUAUUUGUUUCCUAUGUCUUUGGUUUUUU
This is a messenger RNA of Lutra lutra (Eurasian river otter), 1692 nucleotides long. It is a transcript of the gene OOEP, whose product is annotated as oocyte expressed protein. Gene Ontology annotation, biological process: embryonic pattern specification; establishment or maintenance of apical/basal cell polarity. Gene Ontology annotation, cellular component: apical cortex; protein-containing complex. The record is from RefSeq and is a predicted model, not a curated record. Gene Ontology annotation, molecular function: RNA binding. The transcript is spliced from 3 exons. Lineage: Eukaryota; Metazoa; Chordata; Mammalia; Carnivora; Mustelidae. Bases 67 to 474 code for a protein of 135 amino acids.